Physeter macrocephalus (sperm whale) is the source of this 1372-nucleotide messenger RNA. RefSeq names its product serine/arginine repetitive matrix protein 1-like. The transcript is spliced from 5 exons. Lineage: Eukaryota; Metazoa; Chordata; Mammalia; Artiodactyla; Physeteridae. The coding region runs from base 1 to 1080 and encodes 359 amino acids. The record is from RefSeq and is a predicted model, not a curated record.
AUGGUGAAGCGCUCGCGGGGAGGCCGGGCGCGGCGGCGGCAGCGGCGGCGGCGGCGGCGGCGGCGAGGCGGCCUGGGGUCCGGCUUUCAGUUUGGCUGGGAGAGGGAGGCCGGGAGGGAGGAUAGGAGGAGGGGAGGGCGGGGAAGGCGGGAGGCGGGAGGGAGAGCGGAGGGGCGGGGAGUGGCGGAGCGAGGGAGCCUGGGCCGCGGCCGGCGGCGCCGGGAGGAGGGGCGGCCCGAGCGCCGCGUGCAGCCCGCGCCCCGAGAGCUGCCGCCGCGCGCCCGGUCCCGACCCAGCCCCGACCCGGCCCCGGCCCGGGUCCCCGCGGCUCCUCCUCCCUCCUCCGCCCGCCCGCGCCCCCGGCCACCCCGGCUCGGCCUUUUUUCUUUUUCUCUUCUGAUGUCCUGCUUCACUCUGAACGGGUUGGAAUGCGCGGCCAGGCCCUCGCUCGCGCGGCUGCCGCAGGUCCCCCGCGCGGACCCCGACGCGUCGGCGGCCUCCUCCGGCCCGCGGCACCGCCCGGGAAGCAGGGACCGCGCCCGCGUGGGGUGUCGGCCGGCGGAAGGGGCUGCCCUCGGGCCGGGGAAGCGGGGCACGUCGCCGGGGACAGGGGGCCGCUUUCGGUCUUCAUUUGUUCUUCUUUCCUGCCGCGCGGCCCCCAGCAGCCCCGGGUUUUUAUGUUUGGGCGAGUGGAGGAGGCAAGGGAUCCUGAGGAUGAGGAUAGCUCGCUUUGAUUUUUUACCGUGGUCAGUCAUGAUGCUCUUGACAUUCAUAAUCUUCAGGCACCAACAUAAUCAUCAGAUCUGCCUCCUCCAUGAUGCUGUCCAAGAUUGCUUCCUACCACCACCAAUGAACUAUAUCCAGGUGCCUGCAGCCUCACCCUCUGAUGAUUAUUCUUCCUUCUAUUUCAAGUCCACUCACUCCUCAAAACUCCGUUCAAAGCUCACUUCCAGAGGAAGACUUCCCAGUUUCACCUUUCUUGGGGAGAUUGCUGGGCAUCAGAACCAAGCUUCUCCACCUCAUCUUCCAAACUUGGCUGAGACCUUCUGCCCACUUCUGGUAACUGGAUCCAUCUCCUAGUGAUCUAUCAGGUCACUUAUAGCCCUGCCUGCUCUUAACCAAGUUCUUCCUACAGCCAGGGUCAUGUUGUUGAAUCUCAGCUUGGCAAUCCAGACCCUGCCCCCUGCUACAGAGUCUCUGUUUGGAAGACUCUGAGAGAAGAAAGAUGAAGGGACAGUGAACGGGUGUUCCCUCUGCCACCUUAAAUUUUACUAUGAUCUUAUGAAUAUCUGCAAGGUAGUGACUGGCUGCUAGGAUUUAUUGAUAAAUUUUAUUACAUUUCUUUUCCUCAAAUCAUCUUAAUCACAUCUUU